This is a messenger RNA of Heterotrigona itama, 2208 nucleotides long. The record is from the annotation of a GenBank genome assembly. Lineage: Eukaryota; Metazoa; Arthropoda; Insecta; Hymenoptera; Apidae.
GAAUAGAACCUUACAUUCGCCAUAGUGUGUCACAGAAAUCGCGUAAAAAACUCUGAUCUUUAGAGAUUAGGAUUGUCAAAGACGUCGCAAGACACAAAGUUCCAUAAGAUAUUGUGUCUGUUUUAUCUUUAUUGCGAGUUAUAACUUAUAAUCAUAUGAAAAUAUCACGAGUUAUAUAAUUGUACAAUCGUAUUAAAAUCAGUUCGGAUCUCUUCGACUUUUGUCGUCGCUCUUCGGUUAGGUUGAUUUGACGCUUCGGGCGUCGGCUUCUAACGGACGACGAUCGUUAACGAUGGUGUGAUUUCACGUUUACGUUUACCACUUGAUCGACUGAAAUUAUAAUUUAACAAAAUUAUAAUACUAAACUAUCGUUGGAAAAAGUUGAUAUGUAUCGUCGCAAUAUCGUAGUGAGAAACAAACGUGAUCAUAGGAAACAGUGGAAGUGUUUGUAAGAAGUACAGUUGACACAGCGAUUGAAAAACUGACGUAUCUGUAAAAUGAAUUACGGGAAAAAAUCUCCCAGCAUGGGUACACCAUCGGUGUAUUCGCACGUUACAACGCGUAGCAGUGCAAAUUUAAAAUCUUCACGAUCAACGCGUAGCGUUAAAACACGUUGGUAUCAAAAACCAAUUUUAUCGCAUUCGUAUUUACUCAAUAUUCAAAGAGGCGCCAUGCUUACAGCUAUAUUUGCACUGUGUUUAGCCACUUUCACCAUAUGCACGUCAAUAUUUGAUCUUUAUUGUCUUUACGAAGCUGCACCGGGCUCGACCCAUUACGGCUAUUACAUAAUAUCGUAUGAAUUUGUUUACGUGGGUAAUCGGCACGUACGUAACGCUCUCGUCGUUUUCGCUUUGUUCUCUAUGCUCGGAGGAGUAAUAGUGCUGGCAACGUCCCUGAUAUUGAUAGCUGCUUUAAGAAAAGAAUACGAGAAGAAGAUGGUACCAUGGCUCUACAGUUUUGCAGCGUUCAUUGUUUUCAGAUUUUUUGCUUUCAUCUUCUUUAGUAUAGUAAACGACAUGAUAUUUGCUUAUAACGUUACAAUGUGCAUCUUGUGGAUGACGUUUGUUUGUUUCUCCAUUUACGGAUGGUUAAUAGUGUACUCUUUGUACGUAGAAUUAUGCGAUCUUACGAGAUUGGAAGAUUUGGCUCAUUUAAGAAUCGGGACUAUGCAGUCGUUAAAUGCAUCUACCACGCAAUCCAUCGCUGGUUCUCGCCCAACAACACCACAUAGCGCGGUGUCGGCACUACCAACGAAUUAAGACGGAACAAUUUUGACGUUUGCAUCAAAUUGCAACGACGUCGUUCUUGUUUCAUUUAACACGGAUAACGAUAAAUUAACGAUACGAACGCGUUGCGUUAAGACGAAGAAGUCGUAUCGCGACGCACGUGUUACGACAUUGCGCAUGGCGCAAAACGUAAUGUAUAUAAGCUAACCGUCCACUAAUCCGUCCAAUAACAUUGAAAUUCCGUCCAAAAUCACGAGAAAUUUAAAAGGAGCUUUUAAAAGGAGGAAAAAGUACAUCUCACCGCUGACUUGCGCGUUCUUGCUUGAACGUAAAAAAUUAAAAAGCAUAUAAAGAAAAGUCUUGCGAUCGUUUAUAGUCAUAUUUCAUUUUUUAUUAAUAAAACUAUUUACUAAUAAAACUUUGAUAUUCGUUAUUGGUCUGUCUCUUGAACUUGAUUCUCGACAUCCAUUCGUUAUCGUUGAUCGUUCUUCGUGCGAAUUAUAUAAUUACACGUCGAUUGUUUUACGUCGGGAAGGAAUCACGGAAGGAAUUAUCAGUCACAGGAAGGGAACGAGAAAUUUUUGGUUAUUCUUUUUUAGAAGUGAAAUUAUCUCCAUCGUAAUCAGAUGUCGUCGGUGGAUUCGACUCGGGUCGAUUCAGUUGCAGUUAGCGUAUGAAAAAGCGAGUAUGCAAAGUAAAUGAUUCUUCCAAGAAGAUUUAAGAAAAAUAUGCCAAUUACCGCGAUUAACUUGACAAGUACUCCGAAUGUAGCCGUCAAUAUGUACAUGGCAAUUGCAAGACACAUUUUUUUCCCGUUAACUAAACCAUUAGCUAGAUAUACGUACGUAUUUGUAAAAAACAAAAGAAAACUGAAAAAAAGUAACGUCGAAUGUAAUUAAUAAAAACGAGAUCUCGAUGAUCGGUCAUUAAUAUGGCGAGGUACGUACAUUAUUAUUAUUAUAUAUAUAUAUAUAUAUAUAUA